AUGAUUAAUUUUGCAAAUCCUGAAUUAAAAUUUCCUAGUUGCAAAGUAUUAGUAGGUUGUAUUUUAAGUUUAAAUUCAGAAACUAUUAAGAAUGCUUUAAUUGAUACUACACAAAAAGAUGUAUUUGGAAUUACU
This is a messenger RNA of Funneliformis caledonium, 135 nucleotides long. Lineage: Eukaryota; Fungi; Glomeromycota; Glomeromycetes; Glomerales; Glomeraceae. The record is from the annotation of a GenBank genome assembly.